Closterium sp. Yama58-4 is the source of this 1199-nucleotide messenger RNA. Lineage: Eukaryota; Viridiplantae; Streptophyta; Zygnematophyceae; Desmidiales; Closteriaceae. The record is from the annotation of a GenBank genome assembly.
GCGCUCUACUUCUGUGUGCCCUUCCGCGAGCACCUGCUGGACUACCACGCCAAGCACAAGCCCGCCAAUGAGUCCGAAGAGACGCUCCUCACGUGCCUCGCAGAGCUCUUCAACCAGAUCAACUCGCAGAAGCGCAAGACAGGGGUCAUAGCGCCUCGCCGCUUCGUGCAGCGAGUAAAGAAGCAGAAGGAGCUGUUCCGCAGCUACAUGCACCAGGACGCACACGAGUUCCUCAAUUUCCUUCUCAACGAGCUGGUCGAUAUUCUAGAGAAGGAAGCACGGGCAGGCAGGGCAGAGGCCGGCAGGAUCAUCCACCCCAACCCGCCUGCUGCUGCUUCUGCUGCAGCCCCUGCUGCACUGGGUGCUUCAAAUGGUGGUGGUGUUGCUGUUGCUGCCGUUCGGUCGGAGGGAGGGGCGAGAGGGAGUGAAGGAGCGGGGGAGGGGAGGGAGGGCGAUGGGGGAGGGGCGAGUGCAGCAGCAGCGGAAGGGAUACCCUCCAGUUCGGGUUCUACUGCUGCGUCUGCUGCUGUUGCUGCAUCUGUUGCUGCUGCUGCGGCAGCAGCUGGGGUUGGGGCGGGGGGAACAGCAGCUGGGAGUGCUGGAGACGCGAAACCAACGGUGGUGACAUGGGUUCAUGAGAUAUUCCAGGGCACACUGACGAAUGAGACGCGCUGCCUGUGCUGUGAGACGGUAACCGCUAGAGAUGAGGCCUUCCUGGACCUGUCUUUAGACAUCGAGCAGAACAGCAGUGUCACCAGCUGUCUGCGCAACUUCUCCUCAACAGAGACUCUCAACGGCAACGACAAGUUCUUCUGUGACACCUGCUGCAGCCUGCAGGAGGCGCAGAAGAGAAUGCGAAUCAAAGUGCCACCGAGAGUCUUGGCCCUGCACCUGAAGCGGUUCAAGUUCAUGGAGCAGCUGGGGCGCUACAAGAAGCUGUCCUACCGCGUGGUCUUCCCCCUCCACCUGCGCCUGUGCAACACCGUCGACGACGCACCCGGCGCCGAGGCCGAAUACUCCCUCUUCGCGGUGAUCGUGCACGUGGGGAGCGGGCCCAACCACGGGCAUUAUGUGGCGCUCGUGAAGAGCCACAGUCACUGGUUGUUCUUUGAUGAUGAGAACGUGGAGCAGAUAGAUGAAUCACUGGUGCAGACGUACUUUGGGUCGUCGCAGGACUAUUCGAGUAACACGGAUCAUGG